Molecule: messenger RNA, 1235 nt
Organism: Procambarus clarkii (red swamp crayfish)
Lineage: Eukaryota; Metazoa; Arthropoda; Malacostraca; Decapoda; Cambaridae
Biological process (GO): regulation of synaptic transmission, cholinergic; sleep; positive regulation of voltage-gated potassium channel activity
Source: RefSeq, a predicted model, not a curated record
GGCAAAUAAAACUCGUGAAAUCACAAGCCCUCGAGGCUUCGGUCCGAGUUUCGCUGUUUCCACGACAAGCGAACCGUACACCCCCGAGACGCAGGAAACAAGGCCGAAAGCCAGGUAGCACGCAAGUGGUAAUAUGGCCAAAUGAGGAAGAAGGAUUAAGCAACAGCGCCCCUCAGCCAGCCAGCCCGGCAGGCAGGCAGGCAGCAGCAGCAGCAGCAGCCGACGCCUGGCACCCAGUGUUCAGUGUGCCGGUGACGGUGGAGGUGACAGAACGCGCACAGCAGACCCGUCGCUCGCCCACACCAUACCUGCCCCCCCACGACCCUUCCCAGGAUCCCCGUAAAUAACCCACCGGAACCCGAAGCCAGUAUGAGGACUCUCCUAGCACUCGCCGCCGCCGCCACAGUCCUGGCCACAGUGUCUGCAAUCAAAUGUUACCAGUGCAACAGCCACCAGAACGACACGUGCAGGGACCUGACGUUGCCCAAGGCCAACGACUACCUGAAAGAGUGUAAAGACAACGGAACAAUCAAGUAUACUCUAUGCAGGAAGCUCGAUAUCUACCUCGACAUGGACUUCGGCAAAGAUCACCCAGCAGAGAACCGGGUCUACCGAGCGUGUGGCUACGUGGAGAACAAGGAGCAGGAAAAGUCGUGUUACUACAAGAGUGGCUACAACACCCGCACUUGGGUUUGUGCCUGCAAGGAAGACGGCUGCAACGCCGCCUACCUGCCCUCCGCAGCCGCUGCCCUCCUUCCACUCGCUGCCCUCGCUGUCGUUCUCAGGGGGCUCUACUAGCCCUUUCAAUUUACUGCUGCUGCUCCUCUCUCUCGUUACCUUUUCCCAUUUCCUCCUUAUUUCCCGUUUACAACAUGCCCUUUCACACCUUUUCCUGAUCUCAAUUGUUACCGUUUUCUUCUAUGUCUUCCCAUAAACACUCCCUCCUACUGAUGCUGCUGCUGUUGCUUCUACUGCUGGUGUUGUCUGCUCACAGCCUCCCUCUACCUUCCAUCCUACUCCCGUCCCACCUCAUGUUAGCUGGUAGUGCAGGCAGCAAUAGUCAAUCACCCCUCUAGACACCAGCAGACAAGCCCCGCCUCCUUGCCCACGCUACGAGUCGGUUCAGCUUGAUCAGUUAAUCAGUUAGCUCAAACUAAAAUUUGUCAGAUUUUGUGUUCUUUUCGAAUUCAUCGAUUCAAAGAAAAAAAUAUUAUAUGUAUAUAUAAAUAUAUAUA